AUGGCAUCGUCAGGGUGGCCAUGGAUGCAAGGAAUUGAGGUGGCAAUUGAUGAUCCCAUUGCCCCCGUUUGUCCCGAGGAUGAUCGUCCUUCCGUCAAGGUACUGAUAGAGGAACACGCGGAGAAAAUUGCCAAGAUCAAGGCAGCAUUGCGAGAAGAUCCUCUCUUUGAUGCCGACAAACACGACGAUUUGUGGAUUCUUCGUUAUUGGUUGUCCCACAAGAAGAGCAAGGAUGCCAUUGAUGCCGCCAAACAUACCUUAAAGUUUCGUCACGAGCAUCAUCUCGAUGACAAGGAUAUUCGUUCCGUCGCCCCGCAACAUGUGACUAUGGAACAAAACAGCAAGAUUCGAGAAUAUUUGGAUUGCUGGAAACCGGAUGCGGUGCUAUUGACCCAUCCACAUCCCCAAAGAGGUGUUGUGACCUUUAUCAAUUUUGCCAGCAUGGACCAACAUGUCGUUGUGGAACGGUGCUCAGAAGACCACUGGUUUGAAAUAUACUUGUAUUCGUCAGAGUGGGCCUUUCAAUGGCUCGACUACGUGACACGGACCACGGGACGCUUGACCAAAUCGGUCCGAUUGGCAGACCUUUCCGGCCUUACCCUGGGGGGCUUCAAUCGAGAAUGCGGAAAACGAGAUGGCAGGGCCAUGACAUUGAUGGAAGAUUGUUACCCACAACUGCUGGAAACUGUCUUUAUCUGCAAUGGACCAAGCCUUAUCUGGGCAGUCUGGAAGCUAUUCAGUGUCAUUGUUCCCAAGAGAGUCAAAUCCAAGUUUGACAUUAUCAGCCCCAAAGACAAUCCCAAGGAUCGGAAGAAACUCUUCCGGCAUUUGACAGAGGAAGAUUUGCCAGAGGUGUACGGGGGAAAGUACACAGUGGGUCCAGAGAUAUGGGGGUUAGUAUCCGACGAUGAGAAUGGCACGGGCAGUGACACCGCUGCAAACUGA
Seminavis robusta is the source of this 945-nucleotide messenger RNA. Lineage: Eukaryota; Bacillariophyta; Bacillariophyceae; Naviculales; Naviculaceae. The record is from the annotation of a GenBank genome assembly.